This is a messenger RNA of Aspergillus mulundensis, 1803 nucleotides long. RefSeq lists its product as uncharacterized. The coding region runs from base 1 to 1803 and encodes 600 amino acids. The transcript has 5 exons. The record is from RefSeq and is a predicted model, not a curated record. NCBI's taxonomy places the organism in Eukaryota, Fungi, Ascomycota, Eurotiomycetes, Eurotiales, Aspergillaceae. Gene Ontology annotation, molecular function: protein binding.
AUGGAUCGACAACCGAGUCGUAUCCACCAGACCUUCGGUGAAACAAGCCUCGGAUGCAACGCCACGGCAAUCCAAGGCUUUUUUCAGGGAUGCAGCAUUACCACGAACGCUGCAUUAACCCCCGAGACGGUCUUGCAGAUUGAGCUACUUACCAAACUCCUUUCCGCUACUCAUCUACCGGCAGACUCAUCUCGGAUAUUCAUGAGCGUCAGCCAGCUUGGCUUCCUUGGUGGAAGCAAGGAGCAAGUCCUCCGAGAACAUGACGCCAAGUCGGUUAUUGGGAAUGUCAACAAUAUUCUUCAAGAGCUGUCGCGUCCGCUGGAUUCAACGGAUGCGAGUGGGAAUACGUUACUUGCGCAGAAAUCUUUCAAAGCGAAUCAUACUGAGCGCGCUGACGCUCUAGCUAUGCUUGGGAGGAUUUUGGACGCAGCUACCGAGGUUCAUAUCAACAAUGAAGCGAUCGCAUACCGCAGAAGCCGCCCGGGGGAUUUCGAGUCUAUGAGGAUGGCGAGGAUUACGCACGAGCGCGCUAUACCUCAUUGCAAGGUGCGCAUACAAGCAUGGAAGAGUGAGGUCCAGAACAAAAAGGGACGCAAGAGGAAGUACGAGCGAUUCAGUGCCAGGGUGGAUAUCCAACCGGAACUUGUGGGAGACGUCGAGCGAAGAUCCUGCAUAUCAGUCUAUCUGCACCAAAUUGUAGAUUUCGACCAUCUGGUGGCUCGGACGACACUUCUACCUCCUGCGAUAAUAGCACGAAGAAUGGUCCCGGAUAAUUCGCCUGUUUUCCAAUACAUUCAAGAGAACAAUUUCAAGGGAUUUCAACAGCUUCUCCACAAAGGCGACGCAUCGGUGUGGGAUUGUGAUUCCUCUGGCCGCUCUUUGAUCACGUGCGCAUUCCGGUUGGGUCGAACCCAGUUCUGUCGUUACCUGAUCGAGAACGGGGCGGAUAUAGAUUGCGUGGAGCAUUCCUUCCUUAGUCCAGGCAGAUAUGUGCCCCUUUUAGAUCAAACGAUCCUCGAAGAAAUGGGAUUUUUAAUUCGCUUUCCAAGGGAUCCUAAGCUGCUUGAUAGCUCCGAGCGGCUUGAUUGCUCCAGGCCGCUCGACAGUCCUGAACCACUCGAUAGGGAUCUCGCCUUCAAUGAAUGUCGAAGAAUGAUAUUGGAAGCUGGUGCCGAUCCAACAACAACCGUAGGAGAAAGGUGUCUCUUCUUAAGGAUGUUGUGCUCCACAAAGUUUGAGGAACGGAAUCUCAGUAAACCUACUGUACUCAAUCUUAUUCUUCGACACAGUUCCCAUUAUCUUCGCACAAAAGAACGCGAUUCUAUGGGCCGGACGCUCUUGCUUCAGUACUGCGCACCUGCAGAAGAAAGUUUGGGCCCAAGAGUCCAGGGCAUCAAGACUCUCCUCCAACUAGGAUUUAGCCUUGAUGAUCGAGAUAAUGAACUGAAUACUUGUCUGCAUCUCUCUCUGGAACACUUUCUGGCAUUCAUAGCUGGAUCUCAAGAUUCCAGUCCAGACGAUGUUGAUAGAAAUAUUUUUGGGUCCAUAGACGCGAUGGUCUAUAUGCUGCGUUGCGGUGCGGACAUUAACGCUGUGAACAGGAACGGCGAGACGCCAGCCGACGUGGUGCACCGAAACAUCGACUUUCCGCUAGCGGAUUACAGUGAUGGUUAUGCUAGUCUUUUGGAGGUGUGGGAGGAUGUGUUGGAUGAGUAUUAUAACGGCACAAUAAGUGAGGAGGAGAGUGGGGGAGAUGGAGAGGACGACGACGGAGGAGGCGUCGUCUUGCAGGAGGAAGAAUAG